Messenger RNA from Brassica napus (rape), 741 nucleotides. RefSeq lists its product as uncharacterized. The record is from RefSeq and is a predicted model, not a curated record. Bases 1 to 741 code for a protein of 246 amino acids. Lineage: Eukaryota; Viridiplantae; Streptophyta; Magnoliopsida; Brassicales; Brassicaceae. The transcript is spliced from 2 exons.
AUGGAUUAUAAUCCAUAUUCAAAUUAUGUUGAUCUUCUUAAUAGUCAAAAUGAAAAUGUCAUUUCUCUAGACUCUCCGCCAGCUCCUGUAUUUCGCAGAGAAGGCACUCAAGAUUCCAGCUUCGGUGACUCUUCUCCACAGCGUAGAGAAAGAAGGACGUGGUCCCCUUCGGAUGAUAUAGUUCUCAUCAGCUCGUGGUUAAACACGAGCAAAGAUCCCGUUGUAGGGAAUGAGCAAAAGUCAGGUCAUUUUUGGAACAGAGUUGCAGCCUACUUUUGCGCCAGUCCGAAGCUUGCAGGCUGUGAAAAAAGAGAGCCAAUGCACUGCAAGCAACGGUGGCACAAGAUCAACGAUCUUGUUUGCAAGUUCUGUGGUGCAUAUGAAUCUGCAGCCAGGGAGAAAACAAGCGGGCACAAUGAUAAUGAUAUCCUGAAGAGGAAGUUAGAUGAUGGUGCACAAUCAUCUACAUCUCACGAUACUGUGAACAAGACUGGUGAAGCAGAUGAGGGAACUGUUCGGCCCCCGGGUGUUAAGGCAGCCAAGAGGCUCGGUAAGAAGACAAUGAAAGAGGAGAAAGGGCUGUCGGAGUUUAAGGAGAUAUGGUCUAUUAAAGAAGAGGAUUUGACUAGGAAAGAAAGGAUCGUGAAGAUGGGUCUACUUGACCGUCUACUUGCAAAACCAGAACCACUCCCCGAAUAUGAAGAGUCUCUAAAGAAGAAGCUCAUUAGCGAGCUGUUUUAG